AAAAAUUUGCUUAUCCAGCGAAACGGACUAUUUAUUUAAAGCCCAUUACUUAUUCUGUUAUAUUAACGGACCCAUCAACUAUAAGCCCAACAAGAGCCCAAAUACUCUACUGUAAUCACUCUGCCCCUGAGAUCUAACUAAACCCUGAGAAAAAUUGUGAUAAGAACCAGUUCCCAGACGGACCAGAUGACUUUGAGUCUGCCGGAAUGAAGCUCGUACCACCAGAUGGAGUACCGAGAUAUGUAACGAUGUCGUGUGAACUUUGUUCCUGGUUUUGUCGUGAGCAUGAUGAAUUCAAAAACUUGAUGAUCAUCUCUGGAGACAACAUGGAUUUUCGUUCAACCCUCCAGAUGUUGAAACAGAGACGUCCCGUCAACAUUCUCUUAGCUCAUCCUGAGAACGCACCAAGACGGUGUCCCAAGUGCAGGAAGCCUUUGGAAGAUGUUGUCGCUGAAAGUGGUGAAUGGUUUUGGGAAAGUUUAGCAGCUGGAGGAGACUCUAUCGCUAAAACCAAAAGUGAAGAGCUUCUUGGUAACACGGAUUAUUCUUGAUUACGUACGCUCUAAGUUAUAUAAUUAAUCUCUUCUGGUUGUAGUUAAAUAUUAAUUAGUGUGUGUUAUAUGCCAUGCCACUAGGCCUGGGCAUUUCGGAUAUCGGUUCGGUUCGGUUCGGGUAUUUCGGGUAGUUCGGAUAGGAACUAGAGGAUCCAUUUAGUACUUGACCUAUUUUCGGUUCGAUUCGGUUCG
Messenger RNA from Brassica napus (rape), 746 nucleotides. RefSeq lists its product as uncharacterized. The transcript has 2 exons. The coding region runs from base 207 to 551 and encodes 114 amino acids. NCBI's taxonomy places the organism in Eukaryota, Viridiplantae, Streptophyta, Magnoliopsida, Brassicales, Brassicaceae. The record is from RefSeq and is a predicted model, not a curated record.